Molecule: messenger RNA, 1695 nt
Organism: Pelobates fuscus (common spadefoot toad)
Lineage: Eukaryota; Metazoa; Chordata; Amphibia; Anura; Pelobatidae
Gene: RGS4
Product: regulator of G protein signaling 4
Exons: 5
Coding region: 55-789 (244 amino acids)
Source: RefSeq, a predicted model, not a curated record
UGGCUGAGCGCUGUAUCAGUGUGCUGUUGUUUGAGGCUAUAAAAAGAUGAGACGAUGGGUAGCAGCAGAAGCCGACCUGAGACAAGCUGGACAGACAGACCCAGCGAGACAGAUACAAAACAGAAAUACAACAGCACCAGAGUCUGGGAGCCUGAACUCACCUCCAAAAUGUGUAAAGGUCUAGCUGGAGUGACAUCCUUCCCUGCCACUUGCUUAAAAAGUGCGAAGGACAUGAAACAUCGUCUUGGAUUCCUACUUCAAAAAACAGAUGGAUGUGAAACCAACCCUUACCCAAAGAAAGACAAACCUGGUUGCCAGAGGCUAAGUCAAGAUGACAUUAAGAAAUGGACAGAAUCCUUGGAAAAUCUGAUUAACAAUGAAUGUGGUGUACAUGCAUUCAGGUCCUUUCUUCAGUCUGAAUACAGUGAAGAAAAUUUGGAUUUCUGGCUGGCUUGUGAGAAUUACAAAAAGUUGAAAAAUCCAGCAAAGCUGCCUAUCAACGCCCAAAAGAUCUAUGAAGAUUUCAUUUCAGUGGAAGCUACUAGAGAGGUGAACCUCGAUUCUGCUACUCGUGAAGACACCACCAAGAACUUGCUCCAACCAACCAACUCCACUUUUGACCAGGCCCAGCACAAAAUCUUCAUCUUGAUGGAAAAAGAUUCCUACCGACGCUUUCUAAAAUCACGGUUCUACCUGGACCUAACAAACAUUACAAGCAAUGGUGGUAGCAUAAAGAAGACAAAAGCUCUUGGCACAGACAGUCACCCAUUCAUUCCACAAUGUGCUUGAAAACUGAGACACAGAUUGUGAACAGUCACAUCUAAGAACUAGAUAUUUAUGUUCUCUUAUAUAUUGUACAAAGGUUCUGAGCUGGCUCCUCUUAUUUAUUACACAUGUGUCUUGCAUGCAUUUCUGUUCUAAUGGGGCAAGCUGGAAGUAUAACUCAGACCCGUGCAGUGUUGUACAGACUAGUGAUUCAGUGGAUAUUUAGUGACACAUCAGGAAAUGCUUGUGAUUGUAAAAGAUGGAACAUGUCUUCACUUUGAGAGAUAUCUGACUUGUAUUGAACUGUUGUGCACUGACAUGAGAUUAUUGCUAUCUGUACUAUUUCAAGCUGACAAAAUGGCAAUCAAGUCUUUACAUCUUCACAUUCAAUACAUUGAGAAGGACCUACCUUUGGUUGGAGAAGAUUGCUGCUGAAUAAAUGUUUUGGGAGAAAAAAAAUCUUCUCCAGCAAAAGGAAGCUCUUCACAGCAUGUUGAAAAAUAGUUUGUUGGAAGUAUUACCAGCAAGGCAACGUUUUUAAUAGACUAAUGAGGAGAGAUUACUGAAUGAAGUGGCCACUACUACUACUUCUUGGUUCGAACACUUUGUGUUAGUUACAUUACGACUGGUACUGCUAUUUAUGAUUUUUACUGUGUUUCAUUUCUGGGUUUUUUUUUUUUGUGACAGUUGGUUCAAGAGAUUUUCUAUUUUUUAUACAGAACAGAAAAAAGUGUGGUUGUUGAGACCAGAUCUGACAACAGAACAAGGCUACAGGGAAGUUUUAUUUAUGAAAGUUACUGAACAGAUGGGGUGGGAAAAAAUAAUUUAUUUCAACGAGCAUGUUUUUGUCUUUGUACUUUGUAACUUGUGCAUGCUUAAGAUAAAACCAAAUGUCUGUGAAGCUAAAUAAACAAUACCCCAUAAAUAACA